This is a messenger RNA of Branchiostoma floridae (Florida lancelet), 2880 nucleotides long. RefSeq names its product lebercilin-like. The coding region runs from base 652 to 2415 and encodes 587 amino acids. The record is from RefSeq and is a predicted model, not a curated record. Gene Ontology annotation, biological process: intraciliary transport. Gene Ontology annotation, cellular component: axoneme. Lineage: Eukaryota; Metazoa; Chordata; Leptocardii; Amphioxiformes; Branchiostomatidae. The transcript has 8 exons.
CUUGUAUGUUUAUAAUGCCUGUACACUAUCGUUAAAUUGAUGUUCAUUUGCAAUACGCCUAACGUUACGUUGUAGCCAUGAAUUUGCAAUAAACUAAAGCUCUAACGUUAGCGUUGUCGGUUCUAAAACCGCUUUUCACGGAAGUAAAAGGGGAAAUUUCUUAUUUGCGUGAACAGAGAGACAAGACAAACGUCCUGGACAAGUGCAAGGCGCGUCCCCGACCCUUUAUCUCACCUGCACGGCGAGUUAAACACCUGUUCUCACGGCACACACCUUCCUGGCGACCAGGUAAACAAACGUCACCAUAACAAACGUCGUCAUGGGACCAAACACGCGAGGCAUGCCGGGAUACAUGCCUGCCUGCCAUCUUGGAGGUUUUUGUUUCUUCGCGAUCGUCUUGUGGGUCUCAAGUCACGAAAUUCUAUCCUCUUGGGGAUCCUUCGUCUUGUCUUUUGUCCUCAGCGUCUUGCAAGACGUCUUGUGAACUUGUACGCCGUUCGCAGAAGGAGUAGGGAGAAGAGGAGCUAACAUUUUCGCAGCGGCUUCUCAGUUUCAUCUCCAGCGGUACCUAGGAUCCUCCGCUGCCGAGGAGGUUGGAGAUACACUCCCUGGAGAGACGGAGGUUGGGAGAAGGAACCUUCCAAGUGUGCAAUGACCGCCGUCCUGCCGCCCCAGCAACCCAGCGCUAGCUAUGGCACGGACACUGGGAUAGGGUCGGGGGACUCCUUCUUCGACGACACGCCGACGAGCCGCACGCGUUCUCCCUCCCCUGCCGCGGCCCGACGGUCGCCCUCCCCUCCCCGGCGUAAAGCCACGAUGUCCGGCGGGAAGACUCGCUCCCGGUCCCGAUCAGACUCCUACACGGACGCCUCGUACUCCGACUCGUUCGACUCCGAGUCCGAGACUAGAACGCCGACUCCUACACGGGCCGGUAAGAAGAAGGGAAAACGGGCGUCAAGCGAAACUUCCAGAUCUCCAAGAAAAGCAAAAACUACUGUCACGAAGCACCAUGCAGGGUCCAGAGGUCCGCGGUACCGGCCGCAGAGUCUACAGAACACGCCGCGGCCGCAAGGACAGGGCGAUGUCACGCGUCGCAUACUCUCAGCGCGGCGUGUUAAAAUCAAGGACCUCACGAGUCAGAUCUUCGAGCUGCAGCGGGAGCUCGACGACUUAAGACGGGAGAACAAACUCCUCAAGACGCUGCAACACAAGCAAGAAAAGGCGCUGACAAGAUUCGAGGAUCAGGAAAGCGACCUGCCGCAACUUCUCGCGCGACACAGCGCGGAGGUUCGGAACUUGAAGGAGCGGUUACGACACAAACAGGACAGUAACCACCGCUCGGAACAGAAGAUUAAAGACUUGCGGGAUGACCUGGAGAAAAAGGAGCACCAGGUCUCCAAGCUGCAGAAAAUCGUCAGGGACAAAAAUCUUGCCGAGAGAGAUGAGCUGAACAGGAAGCUGAUGAGGACAGAGCAGAUGCUGCUGGAUAAGGAGAAAAAAGUCACCGAGUUGAAUAAGCACCUGGAGCUGGUACAGGGCAGCUCAACACGACAGCUGAACGCUGAGCGGGCGCGACACAAGGAGACUCAGGACAAACUCUCGUCACUGCAGGAGGAGUACGAACGUCUUCAGAAUAAACUCAAGGAAAAAGAGAAGGAACUGGACAUCAGGAACAUCUACUCCAACCGGUUAAAGGUCGGCGGGUCCAAAGCACCCAGUGUGGAAAACAGCCCCAGGAGACCCAAGCUCCAGCCCCAUCAAUUGCAAGUCCCUCCACUGGCCAAGUGUGUAGAGUAUCUAUUAGAGACCUUGCAGUCGGCUCAAAAUAAGAAUACUGCGACCGAUGAGUCCAAGGACGACUCCUUCUUCCUGACGGCACAGCUGAACGACUCGCUGGAGGAGGAGAGAAGGAGGCGGGAGGAAGAUGAUCGCAGGGUGAGGAGACGUCUUAGAUAUAGUCAGAUCCAAAAGAUUGGAUCUUGGAAUCCAUUUUCCGUGAUUCAGUUUAACGACGAGUUUGCGCCGGAGAAACAGGACGCCGGGAAGAACAAGUCCAACCUCAUGGAGUCCCUGUUUGGGGAAACAGAGCGAAAACCGGACAGAAAGCAAAGCUCUUUCGGGGAAGACGACAUUUUCUCAUCCAGUACAAAAGCUAAGCCCGUAAAGGAUCGUUCGGCCUACCCCUGGGAGAAAGAAGUGAACGUUGCCACAAACAAGAAGAACACGAAGCUCGAGCCAACCUCAACGCUGUAUGGCGGCGGUUCUGCGAUCGUGGACGAGGAACCCAAGUUCACCACGAGCAAACAGUCGCCGUUCUUGCCCCGGCGGCCGCGAAGAGAGAACAGUUUCGGUAACAAGCCUGCGAUUAAUGCGGUGGACUCAUUUGAUGAUGAGAUAGAGGAGGUGAUUCUAUGAAGCUGUCUGACACAGGAAUGUGUUCAAAAACUGGUCACUCUGAAUUUGGAAAGAUGUAUGUGAGCAGUCUUGUGUUGUUGUUUGGAAAUUACACACAAUUUGUGGCAGACAUACAAUUUGUGGCAGAUUCAUUUGUUAUAAAUCUACUGUACUACAAAUUAAUAUCUGACAUCAUAUUAUAGUGUGUACGAACUCAUUCAUACUGUAAUAACUGUCCUAAACCUCAGUAUAAACUCAUCUCUGGUUGUACAUUUGAAUAUUCACAUAUAAGAGCUGGGUACGUCACUGUACUUUUAAAAUUUGUUUGAGAACCUGGGUCAUUUUUGAAACCAUGAGAAAAAAAUGUAUAUUGUCGCAUUUCAAUUCAUGACAAGAAAGAAAGUAUAUUGUGAAAACGUGAGUAAAUGUAGUGUUAUCAAGUGCAAGACAUCUUUGUGUUGGUCCCAGGUUUUGUGAGGUCUGCCU